GAAGCAGACGGUUGCGGGAGACGGACGAGGUUGCAUUGGCGUGUGCAUCGACUGCUGGUGGAUUACCGCACUUCGGCCAGGAUUAUAGAUUUUGCUUCGAAUGGUUUGCUAAUUUGGAUGACCAGUCAUGCUCAGCUCCGGCAGCAAUCAGUACCUCAGGCCGGAAUUCUUAUCUCCGCUACCGACAACGCUCGACGCUAAGAAGAGUCCUCUGGCCCUGUUGGCGCAAACGUGCAGCAACAUCGGCGCGGACAACCCCAACAACAAGCCCAUCAUUCCACCGCUCGAAAAGCCAAAGGAGAAGAAGUCUUCGUCUUCCUCCUCGAGCCUGGACGACAAGCCGUCCUUCAAGCCCUACGAGGCGACGAAGAAGGAAGACUCCGACAACGGCAAGAAGUCGCCAGGCUCGAAGUCCGUGUCUCCCGCACGCCUGAACAGUUGCUCUCCGGCAGCGUCCGUCGUCUCUAGUGGCAAGAACUCUCCGAGCGAAGCCAACAAAUGCGACACUGCCAUCACGACGUCUGCCACGACGUCCGCGUCUCAGAACACGCUCAGCGGGCUCGGCUAUGGAGGAGCCCCUUCUAUGGGACUCGACACCAAGGACAGUCUGGCGCAGUUGAGUUCUUUGAGUAGUGCCUACAAGGGACUCAACCCGCUGGGAAACUGUUGCUCACCGCUGGUCGGACACCUUCCCGUGGACACGUUCCAGGCGGCCAGCAACCCGCUCAAGCUAGGCUCAUACCCCCUCUCACCGUACGUGGGCUACGCUCGCGUCAAAACAGCCAGCGGUGGAUCUACGCUGGUCCCCGUCUGCAGAGACCCUUUCUGCACCAACUGUCAGAUGAGCAUGCAAUCUGCUCAAUUGGGCGUCUGUCCCAGUGGAUGCACCCAGUGCUCUCACGACCGACUCGCGCCUCUCGGACUAGUCCCCAGUCAGCUGUACCCUCACUCUAUGCUCACUCGGCCCAACGUCUGCAGUUGGAUGGUGGGUGACACGUACUGUGGCAAACGGUUCACGACCUCCGAGGAACUGCUCCAACACCUCAGGACUCACACGAAUCUCUCAGACCCCUUGUUGUCGCCCAGCUUGUCUGUUCCUUCGCCCAGCCUGAGCGCUGCGUGCCAUCUGCACUACAGCUCUGCCCCGUCGCUGACGACCCAGGCGGGCCUUCGACGCACGUACCCGACGAGCCUGAGCCCGUCGGCCAGGUACCACCCGUACAAGCCUCCCUUGCCAACGUUUCCCGCGACACCCUUUGCCCCGCUGCCGCACCCGUCUCUGGGCAUGUACUACUCGCCGUACAGCCUGUACGGACAGAGGCUAGGUCCUCCAGUGCACCCGUGACUUGACAUGUGACAUGGAUUAUGCAAGCAAUAGAUAUCUGCAAUAGAGUGCCCACCCUGUUUGUGCCUCCUCCGGCGGACGCUUGAUGGCGCCGUUGUCUAUACAAGGACCCUUUUGUUGCCUUUUAAAAAAAGUUUUGCCCGGUAAGUCGGCGGCGGCCUUUCUUGCUAGACGACCAAUGCUCUGGCCUCCGCUUUUUUCCGCGCAUCGAUCAGCCCAGCGUACUUUGCAUGCAAACGGCAUCAUAAAUUACGUCCGAGUGUCUGGCUUCUCCAUCAAUCAACAUGAUGUAUCGCUCGCUGAUCGCGAUCUGUUUGGAUUAGCAUACAGUCGCGUGAUUCGAAUGGAGAUUAAUCAACUUGGCUGGCUAUCGUCACUCUUCUAAGUCACUAUAUAACCCGGGUUACCUCUGUAAUCUCGGGGAAAAAUCCCCCUUUUUGUUUUUGUUUUUUUAAAGAAUGCCAAAACGAUGUAUUUUACUGUAAGAUAUCCCUGUACAAAACCAUCCUUGUUUUGCUUGUAAUCGAGUUGUGUAAAAUAAUUUAUUGCAAAUGCACCUUCGUUUCUGUGUUGUACAUACAUACUUCCUCGCAAUUACAACACUCUUGCCAACAAUGA
This is a messenger RNA of Ornithodoros turicata, 1963 nucleotides long. It is a transcript of the gene noc, whose product is annotated as zinc finger protein Noc-like. Gene Ontology annotation, biological process: negative regulation of DNA-templated transcription. NCBI's taxonomy places the organism in Eukaryota, Metazoa, Arthropoda, Arachnida, Ixodida, Argasidae. Gene Ontology annotation, cellular component: nucleus. The record is from RefSeq and is a predicted model, not a curated record. The transcript is spliced from 2 exons. The coding region runs from base 128 to 1345 and encodes 405 amino acids.